Kalmanozyma brasiliensis GHG001 is the source of this 366-nucleotide messenger RNA. RefSeq names its product BolA protein. The record is from RefSeq and is a predicted model, not a curated record. Bases 1 to 366 code for a protein of 121 amino acids. The transcript is spliced from 3 exons. NCBI's taxonomy places the organism in Eukaryota, Fungi, Basidiomycota, Ustilaginomycetes, Ustilaginales.
AUGUUCGGCAGCAUCACUACAGCAGCGCGCAGCACCCUCGCGAGGCGGUCGGCCCUCUCGGCGCCUCUGCGAAGCCUCACCACCACCCGCAUGGUCGCCAACACCACGGCCGCACCGUCGCAAGAAGAGCAGGUGACAGCAGGAGAGCAAAAGAUCCGCGAGAUCCUCACAGCAAAGUUCAACCCCGCCGUGCUCAAGGUGCAGGAUGUCAGCGGCGGCUGCGGAAGCUUCUACGCAAUCCAGCUUAGCUCCAAGGAGUUCAAGGGCAUGUCGACGGUCAAGGCGCAUAGACUCGUCAACUCGGAGCUCAAGGACGUCAUCAAGGACAUCCAUGGUUUGCAGUUGAGAACCGUCGCAGAGGACUAG